GUACCCGGAGAGAACCCAUGCAUGCACAGGGAGAACAUGCAAACUCCAUGCAGAAAGGUGCCAAUACAGGAUUAGAACCCAGGACCUUUCAGAAAUAGCCACUGUUUUUAAUGUGAUGUUGUUACUGUAACAAUCGCUUGCACUUUAUAUAUUGUUAAUAGCAGUGUUUGUUCCUGUUGUCUGUCUUGUCCUGCUGCCUCUCUUGGCCAGGCCAUCCAUGGGAAGGAGGUCUUGAUCUCAGUGGGUCUGUCUGGUUAAAUAAAGGAUUAAUAAUGACAAAUAUGUGGGCUGAUUCUACAUUCGUUUUUCUCUACUGGGUUUGAAGGGGAAGCCAGCAGUAUUUUUAAACAGAUCGCGCAGACUGUCUGUAUGUUUGUGUCAGACAGCUGUCUGGGCGUCCUCCAGCAUGAACUCGUUGGUUUCUGCUGCCGUGCUCGACACUUGCACACAUCUUCUGCAGGGAUCGUGAGGAGGCAGCACCGGGGCUGCUCCCUGCUCUGUAGGCGGGCCCAGUCUGCUGACUAAACGGCUUCCCUCAGCCCAGGAGGACUUGUCCCGUUAGUCGGUGCGCGCCUCGCUCGUCCCGUCCACGGAGAAAGCGGCAGCCCCCUCCACGGACCAGCGGCGCUUUUUGACUCGUCGAUCAUGCGCAGCAGCCAUGUUCUCCAUCUGCUCCUCUGCGCGCUCUGCGUCGGACUGACGGCUCAGACUGAUCUGGAAACAGAUGAGGUGGUUCCCAGGCUGCUGUCCAGGCAGGAGACGUACCUGGCCCAGGACCCCGUCUACAGGCUGCGGCGGCAUCAUCAGGGGCCGAUGGAUUUCUCGAGUAAAGAACAUUCUGAGCCAGAGAACAUCAUUGUGUCGCUGUCUGCUUUUGGGAGGAGUCUGUAUCUGCAUUUAACACGAGACCUCAAAAUGCUUUCAAGAGACUUUAUUGUAGAGGAGAGGCUCAGGAACCAAAGUGUAAUAGUCAGACACGUAUCCAUGAAGCAGCUUUGUUUUUACUCUGGCUUUAUCAUCAACCAUACAGACUCUAUGGCAUCACUGAGCAUCUGUGGCGGUUUGACUGGACUAAUUCAGAUUGGGGAGGACAGCCUGUUCAUCCAGCCUGUGGGUGAACACGAUCCAUCGCAGCCGUUCUCCGGAAUUAAACACCAGCUGCUCCGACACCGGUGCUCAGCGAAGAACAACCCGGGUCAGUGUGCUGGCCAGCCCACCUACUGUGGGACUGUAGAAGGGGAGAAAAAGAAGAGGAGACCUAAACUGGCUGAAGACGAUCGCAGGAAGAGGAACGCCAUGAACUUGCACAGAUCAUACACUUUGGAGACCAUGGUUGUGGCAGACUCUGACAUGGUGCAGUACCAUGGUGCAGAAGUGGCACAAAGAUUCCUGCUUACUAUCAUGAAUAUGGUUAACAACAUGUUUCAGCACAAGAGUCUGGGAGUUAAGGUCCACAUAAGAGUCAGUAAACUGGUGUUGCUUCACACUCGUCCGGAAAAAUUAAAGAUAAGCCACCAUGGACAAAGGUCUCUGGAGAGCUUUUGUCAAUGGCAACAUCAGGAGUUUGGAAUCCCUCGGUACCUUGGUACCAACGGCGUUAUCGGUGGAAGGUAUGACCUCCCACCAGUGGACACUGCUGUGCUGGUCACCAGGACUAACUUCUGUGUUCAUAAAAAUGAACCCUGUGACACUGUCGGUAUUGCUUACCUGGGUGGUGCUUGCAGUGCUAAGAGGAAGUGUGUAUUAGCAGAAGACAAUGGCCUUAACUUGGCCUUCACCAUUGCUCAUGAGCUCGGGCACAACAUGGGAAUGAGCCAUGAUGACGACCAUGCUAACUGCACUAGCCACUCCCACAUUAUGUCUGGCGAAUGGGUGAAAGGCAGAAACCCAAGCAACCUGUCAUGGUCAUCCUGCAGCCGCAGCGACCUGCAGAACUUUCUCAGAUCUGGCGCCAGUAUCUGUCUACGUUACACGGACCCUAGGAGGCGUUACUGGAUCCGCCUGCCUCCCAAGCUUCCAGGGAUGCACUAUAGUGUGGACGAACAGUGCCAGAUCCUCUUUGGAGUCAACGCUACUUUCUGCACAGACAUGGAGCAUCUCAUGUGUGCUGGUCUGUGGUGUUUAGUAGAUGGGGAUCCAUCAUGUAAGACAAAACUAGAUCCUCCUUUGGAAGGAACAGAGUGUGGAACCGACAAGUGGUGCAGAGGAGGACAAUGCGUCAGUAAGGCACCCAUUCCUCAACAUGUGGAUGGAGACUGGAGUCCUUGGAGUCCGUGGAGCGUGUGCAGUCGGACCUGUGGUACUGGAGUCCAGUUCAGACAGAGGAAGUGUGACAACCCGCCGCCUGGUCCAGAUGGACGGCACUGUCCAGAAGCCAGCGUGGAGCACAAGGCUUGUCAAGGCCAGCCAUGUCCCAAAGGGGCCCCAAGUUUCCGAGACCUGCAGUGUCUGUCGUAUGACCAACAUGGCACCAAAAGAAAGGGCAGGCUCCUCACUGCUAUUGUUAAUGAUGAAAAGCCAUGUAUGUUGUUCUGCAGCCCUGUGGGCCACGAUGUCCCGGUCCUGAUGGCUGACAAAGUGAUUGAUGGCACUCCUUGUGGACCAUAUGAGUCUGAUCUCUGUAUUAAAGGGAGCUGUAAGAAAAUAGGCUGUGACGGCAUCAUUGGCUCCUCAGCAAAGGAAGAUGCUUGUGGCGUCUGCAAUGGAAAUGGGGACUCUUGUAAGAUUGUGAAAGGAGACUUCAACCACACCAAGGGAAUGGGCUACAUUGAGGCUGUGGUGAUCCCUGCAGGAGCAUGGAGGAUCAAAGUCAUGGAGGACAAGCCUCUACAGAGUUUUCUGGCUCUUAAAGACUCCAGCAAGAGAUCCAUCAACAGCGACUGGAAGAUUGAACUUCCAGGGGACUUUGAGCUGGCUGGGACCACGGUGCGCUAUGUUAGAAGAGGACUGUGGGAGAAGAUUUCUGCCAAAGGACCCACGAAAACGCCCCUACACCUAAUGGUGCUGCUCUUUCAUGACCAGAGCUAUGGAAUCCACUAUGAGUACACCAUACCUCUGAACACCAGUCAGGACCGGAGCAGUGAGAAACAGACACAACCGGGCUACCUCUACAUCUGGGCUCACAGCAGCUGGCAGAACUGUUCUGUCCAGUGUGGAGGAGGUGAGAGGAGCACAGUGGUUUCCUGUAUGAGGAUAGUCAAUAACAGCAUGGAGGCUGUCAGUGACAACUAUUGUCAUCCUGAGACGCGGCCCCAGGCCAAGGUGCAGCGCUGCAACACUCUGCCCUGCCAGUACAGGUGGGUGACAGGUGAGUGGGGAGCCUGUUCUGUCUCCUGUGGUAAAGGUCUCCAGCAGAGGCAGGUGUCCUGUGUUUACCCCUCACUAAAUGGCUCCCUCGUGCACUCCAAGGACCUGUACUGCCGUGGAGGGAAACCUGGGGUGCAGCAGGGCUGUGAGGGCGACUCCUGCCUUACAACAUGGGAGGCUUCAGAGUGGUCAGAGUGUUCAUCAGACUGCGGUCAGGGUGUUCGCAGAAGGACAGUACUGUGUAAAAGCCCUGAUGGAGCUUGUGAUCCUCUCUCCAAGCCAAGUCAAGAAGAGCCUUGUGGGGACGACCCUAAAUGUUAUGAAUGGAAAUUUGGAGACUGGUCAAAGUGCUCAUCCACAUGUGGAAAGGGUCUGCAGUCCCGGGUGGUCCAGUGUAUGCAUAAAGACACCGGUCGUCAUGGCGACUACUGUCCAUUAAUGCUGAGACCACCAAUUUACCGUUCCUGUUACCGUGAAUCCUGCUUCGACAAAGAUGUCUGAAGAAAGCCUGACCCAUGAGGCUGCACCCUGAUUGGAUGAAUCUUCUUAGCUCUGAAGCCACACAGCUGAUCGGGGAGAGAAGAAGCUCCACAACAGCUGCUUGGAUGCAAAGUCAGGUCCUUUCAGCUGAGAAGCAACGAGGCCUGUACAGGAGGUCAGUCCUACCCGCUGUAACAGGAGAGAGGACCCUUUCUUUAAGAUCAAUUGCACACUAUGUAUGUUUCAUUUAAACAUAUCAUUGAUUUUUUUUAUUAUAGUAAAUGUUUAAGUUUGCAGCGUUAAACUAUAAUGUGAAGCACAGCACCUACAUUUAUAUGGGCAAAGAAGUCUUGAAUUUUAAAGAAAUCAUAAAUGUGCAAAUCAAAGAAUACCAAACUGUAAAUUUUGGUGCCUUUCUUCCACUAUGUUCAUAUUUCAUUUUAACUGCUCUCUAGUUUAAAGAAGUGGUCUUGGUGGAUUUUAUGCUCCUUUUUUAAUGCAUACAUUUGUGUGGUAGAGUUGAGUAUUAUUUGUCUUUUUGAAGUACUGGUGCUAUAACAAGACGUUUGGCAGAGAACGGAUACCCAAACUCUGCCUUAACGCAUCUAUAAAGUGAUCUUCUGCUACAGUGAAGAAGCUUCUCUGCCAGUGCUGCUGUAACCCUGUACUAUACCUAUAUUACCAACACUUCCAUUAAAUGACUUUGUCUUAGAUAUACAAAUGACUUAAUCCACAUAGUCAAGACCAAGUUGGGUAAUUUCACACAACCGGAUCCAUUUUGCUCUGGUUUUAUACCAGUUUAUCAUGUUAUUAAAUUACAAACAUCAAAUUGCUAGUGCUGUAGGAAAUAUUAAAAGACAGCGUCUGUAUGAGAGCAUAGAGACAUUAUGAGUUAAAGUCCUAUUCUGACUGAAGCAUGACUCCAUCAUGAUCGAGAGUCUCGGUAAUAGCUGCAUGUCACAAUGUUUAGUUAACUCAGCCGGCAGCUACUUGUUGCUUGUGGGAAUGACCUUCUUUUUUUUUUACAUUAGGAUUUAAAAAAUAUGUGUUGGUCUAUUUCUAAAUUGCGUAACUUAAACCCUAACCACUACUAUAAAACGUUUCCCGUUCAAUUUAAUCUGUAUUAUCAGUAAAGUGGGACAUUAACUCUAUGACAUAUUUCUAUAAAAUAAUUUUCAACAACAUUAGAUGUUUGUAAAGCAUAUUUUUAAUUUCUGUCAAAUGGAAAUAGAAAAAUCUGAAUCCAUGCAUUAAGUAAGAAUGCUGUAAAGCUAAUGGCCUGGCUGUAGAGGGCAAUAAUUACAUGGAAGGUUAACUCCUGAACCAGCUGCUGCCCGUUUGUCCUUCAGGUUUAUGAAAGCAGUUUCAAUUUGUCUUCCCUGAAAACUCAAAAAACCUUACAAAAAGAUGAACAGUGGAAAUGCAGAAAAUUUCUAUUUUGGAAAUUAAUUGAUCUCCUUUAAUUGACAAAACUAAAUAGAAGGUCAGAUUUAGAAUGGAGCUGGAUUCUAGUUUCAUAAUUUUAGUUUGACCAAUUUGUUUCCUAACAAACCCCCAACACUCAAGUUUCCAGAUGUAGCAGGGCAAGGAUCCCAUCAUAGUAGAGAAGUCCUCACUUGGAUGAAGCUCACGUUUCACUGUGCAUUCCACCAUGACACGCCUUCUCAUUGUCUGUUCAGAUAACGUUGCUUUUGUCCUGGCUGUGUUUGUCUUGAUAAUAUUUCUAAAACUUGUACUGUAACAAAAUGAUAAUGCAAUCAUCACAUCUGAGAACUUGACAUAAAAAUAAAAGAUUUUUUUUGCAACAA
This is a messenger RNA of Fundulus heteroclitus (mummichog), 5594 nucleotides long. RefSeq names its product ADAM metallopeptidase with thrombospondin type 1 motif, 17 (gene adamts17). NCBI's taxonomy places the organism in Eukaryota, Metazoa, Chordata, Actinopteri, Cyprinodontiformes, Fundulidae. Gene Ontology annotation, molecular function: metalloendopeptidase activity. Bases 646 to 3807 code for a protein of 1053 amino acids. Gene Ontology annotation, biological process: proteolysis; extracellular matrix organization. The record is from RefSeq and is a predicted model, not a curated record. The transcript is spliced from 23 exons. Gene Ontology annotation, cellular component: extracellular matrix.